Ruditapes philippinarum (Manila clam) is the source of this 3266-nucleotide messenger RNA. Its product is annotated as E3 ubiquitin-protein ligase Bre1-like. Lineage: Eukaryota; Metazoa; Mollusca; Bivalvia; Venerida; Veneridae. The transcript has 20 exons. Bases 135 to 2936 code for a protein of 933 amino acids. Gene Ontology annotation, cellular component: HULC complex; nucleus. The record is from RefSeq and is a predicted model, not a curated record. Gene Ontology annotation, molecular function: ubiquitin protein ligase activity; metal ion binding.
AAUUGACAAUGACGAUUAUAUUAGAUUCCAAAAAGCGAAUGAGCUAAAAUUAAUGUUUUACUUUGGUUUGGAAACUAUUAUUAUCAAAAUGGCGUCAUUAUGAUGGAAAAUGUGUAGAAAAGGAAACUGGUAAGAUGUCAACAAAACGUCCAGCCAGUGAUGCUGGGGGCUCGGAUGGACCCCCAGCAAAGAAGAGUUUUACGAGGAUUGAGCCCCUCAAUUUGGGCUCAAUUUACUCCUUGGAACAAAUGGAUAUGAAGGUGUUACAGUUCCAGAACAAGAAGUUAGUAGAGAGAAUAGAUCAGAGGAAGAGAGCGGAGGAGGAGCUACAUAAACGUAUAGAACAGCUGGAAAAUAGGCAACGAACUGAUGAUGCUGUACUCAUGAUUGUAAACAGAUACUGGAACCAGUUGGAUGAAGAUGUUAGAGUUUUGGUACAGAGAUUUGAUGCUGAAACUGCUGAUGAAGAUGAAAAUAAAAAUCAAAGUACAGAAACAACAUCAUUCCUUGCCUUGUUGUCUACCUGGGAUCGUCAGGAGUUAGAACAAAGGUUAGGUCAGAGAGUGGAGUUCUCUAAACGUGUCAUUGGCAAGUUGUUACAGGCAUUUGACAGACUGUUACAGAGAAAUGAGAAACUUAACAAUGCCCUUAGAGAUAAAGUGGACCAGGAGGAGGAGAUGGGAUCCGAGCUGGUUAGUUCAGAUAUUGCUGCUAUACCUGAAAUUUCUCCCAUGAAGUCUGAAGCCGACAUAAAGAAAGAGCCGAAAGAGCCCGAGGAAACAACAGCUGCUAGUAGUGAAGUUAAAACAGAAACUGAAGAAAACAAGCCCAGUGAAGAGUCAACAGAGGGGACAGAAGUUAAAACUGAACCAACAACUGGUGGGACUACAGAAGAAGUGAAAGAAGUUAAGAAGGAAGGAGAACAGCCUGUUGAAGUGAAAACAGAGGUCAAGGUUGAACCCAUGGAGACGGCAGAGGUCAAAGUUGAAGAGAAACCUUCGAGUCCACUAUCUGUUAGAGCAAUGAAGGAUGAACUUCAAGAAUUACAGACAGAAAAUAAACGUCUACAUAACAUGGUGACUGAUCUUCAUCAAAGACAUCAUGAAAAUACUCUCAAGGUUGCAGAACUUCAGGAUAAAUUGACAGCAGCAGAGACUGAGAUUGCCGAGUUAAAGAAUCAGAGUGAAGAUCUGGAGUAUAAUUAUCAGGUGUCUUCUCAACGUGCUGAAAAACUUGACCGAUAUCUGUCCGAUGCUUUCCAGAAACUACAGACAUACGAGGAUAAGAAUGUUAUACAAUUAGAGGGAGGCAAAUCUGUAACUGGUGUCUCCAAAAAUAAGUUUGAUGAGAUUAUAUCUGACCUGGAGGAACAGAAAGAUCUAGCAUCUAACAGACUUGCUGAGUUAGAAAAACUGCAGAAAGAUCAUCAAAAAGCCCUGAAAGAUAUAGAACAGCUUAAACUAGAUUUACAACAUCUACCAGAGAGUGUGAUAGUGGAGACAACGGAGUAUAAAUGUUUACAGUCACAGUUCUCUGUAUUAUAUAACGAGAGUUUACAGAUGAAAACACAACUUGACGAGUCUAGAACUCUCGUCCUGACCAAUAAAAACGCUCAUCUGAGACAGAUAGAACAAAUGGAGAGUGAUGAAUUAAUGAAUCAGAAGAAGUUGAGAACAGAGGUUAUACAACUUGAAGACGCCCUUGGUCAGGUACGAAAAGCGUACGAGAUGUUGCGAAUAGAAUUUGAACAAACACUGGCUGCACAUGAACAGACAGGUUCUAUUAAUCAGGAAAUGAGAAACCUGAUUCAGAGUUUACAGAAACAAAGUAUGCAGGUGAAGGCUGAAGCUCAGCGAAAUAGAAGGAAAGUGAAAGAAUGUCAAGCUGAAAUUAAUAAGAGAGCUGUCAGGAAAUCUCAGGAUAAUCAGAAGGAACUAAAGUUAUUAUUAGACAUGUAUAAAAGUGCACCAAAAGAGCAAAGAGAUAAAGUUCAGUUAAUGGCAUGUGAGAAGAGAUUAAACAAGGAGAUAGAUGAUUUAAGACAACAUAUCAAGAAGAUGCAGGAGACAGAGAGAAAAGAACGUAAAAAACUUGCCGAAGAAGAUGCUCUAAGGAAAAUCAAGAAACUAGAAGAAACUAUAACAGAACUACAGAAAAAUCUGGCAACUCAAAAACAAAGAGAAGAUGUACUAUUAAAUGAGAUGGAUGCAACAGGACAGGCGUUUGAGGACAUGCAGGAACAAAAUACACGUCUACUACAACAACUGAGGGAAAAAGAUGAUGCCAACUUUAAACUUAUGUCUGAGAGAAUUAAGGCUAACCAGAUACAGAAAUUAUUGAGAGAGGAGAAAGAAGUUUUAGCAGAACAAGUAUCUACAAUACAUACUCAGGUUGAGGCACAGAUAUUAGUUGUUAGAAAACUGGAGGAGAAGGAAAGAGUCUUACAAAAUAAUAUCAUGACCAUGGAGAAAGAAUUAGCGUUAACCCAACAGGCAUUAGAGUUACAUAAACGUAAAGCAGUAGAGAGUGCACAGACUGCGGCCGAUCUUAAACUUCAUCUCGAUAAAUACCAGGCUCAGUUACGUGAAGCCCAGGUAGCUGUAGCUGAAAAAACAGGUGCUAUAGAACAGGAGGCUUACAAAUACAAGAGAAUGCAGGAGGAGAUAGCAAAGUUACAACGUAAAGUAGAAAGAAGUAAGAAGAUAGAGAUGGCUGGAGGUGCUGACGAGGUUUUAUUGGCUGAGAUACAGGAAUAUAAGGAGCAGUUAACUUGUCCAUCAUGCAAAGUGAACAGGAAAGAUGCAGUGUUGACAAAGUGUUUCCAUGUGUUCUGUCUAGAAUGUUUAAAGACCAGAUAUGAAACAAGACAGAGAAAAUGUCCAAAAUGUAACGCAGGAUUUGGUGCGAAUGACUAUCAUAGACUUUAUCUCACUUAGUACAUGUACUAAUAUAUAUGGUAUGUGUGUAUAUGUGUACAAUAUAUGUAUAUAUGUCUCUUUUUACACAGCAUAUUGCAUAUAUUAUAUGAAUGUUGUCAGUAUGUGUAGGAAAAAUGUCACGUGUUCUGUGUGAUUGUGUUUUUGGAAGCAUCUAAGUACAUUUCUUUCUUGUCAUAUAUUUUUUCUAUUUGACAAGUAAAGAAGUAAUAGUAAUGGAGGAAUUUAUGAAAUAUAUAAUUGUGAAGUAUGCUUUCUAAAUUUCUGUAUUAUUUUAAGUGAUUUUAUGUUAAAAUAAGCAUAAAAUAAAAUAAAAAUGUAUAAAAUUAA